Messenger RNA from Coprinopsis cinerea okayama7#130, 915 nucleotides. RefSeq lists its product as hypothetical. NCBI's taxonomy places the organism in Eukaryota, Fungi, Basidiomycota, Agaricomycetes, Agaricales, Psathyrellaceae. The transcript is spliced from 3 exons. The record is from RefSeq and is a predicted model, not a curated record. Bases 1 to 915 code for a protein of 304 amino acids.
AUGGGCGGGUAUCUUUUCAAGGAGGGCGAAGAACUCAAGUGGCUGGUCCUCGAUCCUGGCCGGGACGUGCCGGUGCCCUCGUGGCGCGCUCGGAUGAUAUCCUUGCUCAUCGAGCGCAGGUUCAUCCAAGGGCUGGAUUCCGAGGAGGAAAUCGAGGAUCGAAGCAAGGGGGACGCGCUAGCCAAGACAUUUGUUCUGGUUCAAGUGCUGUGGUUCAUUGUUCAAUGCAUCGCCCGGUACUCUCAGAACUUAGCGAUGACUGAACUUGAGCUUACGACUCUUGCUUAUGCCAUCUUGAAUAGUGCGAUGUACCUAUGCUGGUGGAGCAAACCUCUGGAUGUACAAUUCCCCAUCGUCAUAUCAGAGCACACCGAGAGCUGCGUAACUUGUUCAUGCUCGAAUGGAGCCGCCCAACCACCACGCCAAGUCGACACCGACACUAUGGUCGUCUUGAGUCAUUCGGAACUCAGGCAUAUUCGAGACCCCCGAGAGGAGUGGAAGAGACCUACUGAUACCCAUCGCCACCGCCGGCUAGUACGUGUCACUAUACGUCUUUGGCGGGAAGUUCGUACCUUUUUCGCCUGGUGCUGUCUGGAAAGCACAUGGGGAGUUAAAGUCAACCUGUCGAACUGGCCCCCAGGACUGAGGCACCUGAUCCUCGCCUUCCUGUAUUGCAUCGACACCGUGACAAAAGGCGUCUGGGACGUUCUGGAAGAGGUCACAGUAACCGACCCAAAGUUCAGCGUCAACAGGACCGAGGCCUACCCAACUUUUCACGCGUACGUUAACUGGGAGCUUCAACCCUCCACUGUCAUGCUAGACUCCGGUGUACCUGUACUCGCAGUGGCCGUCUUAUUCGGGGUCAACUGCUUUGGCGCAUUUUUGCGCUCUGCAUUACCCUCUCACCCCUGGUGA